Cylas formicarius (sweet potato weevil) is the source of this 352-nucleotide messenger RNA. RefSeq names its product small ribosomal subunit protein uS14 (gene RpS29). The transcript has 3 exons. Gene Ontology annotation, biological process: translation. Bases 100 to 270 code for a protein of 56 amino acids. The record is from RefSeq and is a predicted model, not a curated record. NCBI's taxonomy places the organism in Eukaryota, Metazoa, Arthropoda, Insecta, Coleoptera, Brentidae. Gene Ontology annotation, cellular component: cytosolic small ribosomal subunit; ribosome. Gene Ontology annotation, molecular function: zinc ion binding; structural constituent of ribosome.
CAGUCUUUGGUUUGUUGAACUUUCCUCUUUUUAUGUCAAUUUUGGCGUGAGUGUGGCCUGUGUUUGUGAAUAACUUGUUAAGAGCCAUUCAAAAAAGAAAUGGGUUUCCAAAACAUCUGGUACUCACAUCCACGUAAAUAUGGACAAGGUUCGAGAUCCUGCCGAGCGUGUUCAAACAGGCAUGGACUGAUCCGUAAAUACGGCUUAAAUCUUUGCCGUCAAUGCUUUAGAGAAUAUGCCGCAGACAUUGGGUUUAAAAAGCUUGAUUAAAGUCAUCAAAGACAUGUAAUAUUCAUGUGUAAGGAACCUUUUGUUAAAUAAUUUUAAAUAUAAUAAAGCAUUUCCAUCAUGG